CGAACUUUGUUAUUGUGAUCUUGAAUGAUUCUCAAUCUUGGUAUCCACAGGUUGGGUGCGGGACCCGGGUCGACGCCAGGACGUGGAUUCUUGUGGGUCGGAAGGACGGGUUUGUGCGGAGUGCACUUUCGUCCUCAACAGUGAUCACCCUUGGCGACUACCCUUUUACACUCUACGUUUUUGUCUGCGUGUCGUUGUCGUGCUUGAGCGCUUGAACGAUGUCAUGAGGUGCCUGAAGUUAUGGGCUAUAGAUGGCCAAAUAUAGCAUUCAAUCUGUAAUUGAGAAGGCGUCUUUCAGUGCUCCAACACUUAUAUGCAUUGUUCAGUUACGUUCUGACUCCGUCCUUCUUUCCGCAUUGUUUCAACACGACAUACUUUAUCGUCAAGGAUUCACGCAACAUACGACCUUAUACCUGAAAUCUGACAACGUCACGGUUUUGCAGUCAUGACUGUUAUGUUUGUGAAUAUGAGGCGCAUCGGAUAUCUAUCUGCGUUUGUGCUCUCCGCGGUUGUCCUUGGAUUCACGGCCAACUUUGCAAGACUAUUCCUCCCGAAUAUUAAUCAUGAUUUCACCAUCUUCGCUCUAAUUCCACCAUCAACCACCAUCUUCGCCUUUCUGUGGAUUAUGCAGUUCUCGCAACCAAUAGUGGAGGUGACACUUCACUUCUUUAUCAGUGUACUAUGGCUAGCCAUGGGUGCAUGGUCCGCGGAUAUCAUCGGAUAUGUGCAAUGCUACCCAAUUCAAGGACAGCAUCCUACAGUCAGAGGAAGUAUCUCUGCGCAGUCAUAUUGCUAUGAAAUGAAGGUCAUCGAAGCGCUAUCGUGGACUCUAUUCGUGUUAUUUAUAUUCUUCUUCAUUAUCCUGAUCACGCUCACAUCGCGUGCAGUCGUUUAUGGCCGGUACUAUGCAUGGCGAGAACAUGUCUCGCAGCUAGGCUGGUUUGGAGAACUUCCAGGAUACCCCACUGAAGCCAUAUACCCGCGAGCCCCGAUGUAUGGGUACGGUCAGCCAUAUCCAAUGAUGGGAGGAUACCAUGUACAACAAUUGCCUGGUCACUCCGUCAUGGUUCAGCCAGGUGUUAAUGGUGGCCAACCUAUUGUCACUCACAUGCCGGCCUAGGUGCCUGCUUCCGUUAACAUUGGAAAUCGUACAUACUACUAUGUAUGCGCGGAUUCGACGUGUUGGAACGAUAGGGCACAAGAUUUUCAGAUUGUACUUAGAAGACUUGGAACGCAUCUGUACUUAACGAUUUGCCAAUAUCGGCUGGUCCCGGAGCUAUUACGUAGAACAAUUGAUGAGAAUAUGAAUGAUGAAA
This is a messenger RNA of Suillus subalutaceus, 1316 nucleotides long. RefSeq lists its product as uncharacterized. The coding region runs from base 446 to 1120 and encodes 224 amino acids. The record is from RefSeq and is a predicted model, not a curated record. The transcript is spliced from 8 exons. NCBI's taxonomy places the organism in Eukaryota, Fungi, Basidiomycota, Agaricomycetes, Boletales, Suillaceae.